AUCCCAAAGGAGGAAGUUGAACCGGCCUCGUGGAAAUCCUACGGGACGUACCCAUCUUCUCACAACCGAACCGAAAUAUUCAAGUACUCCCUACCAAAUUGUGGGAUCCAACAUUUAUGGCUCUGCUUACUUUCACCACGCUGGCUGGCGGCGCAGUCACAACCUUUAUCGUCUAUUAUGUCGGUCUUAUUAUCUAUCGGCUGUAUUUCCAUCCCUUGGCGAAGUUUCCGGGACCGAGGAUCGCGGCCGCCAGUCUGUGGUACGAGUUCUAUUACGAUGUUGUCUUGAGGGGUAAAUUCAUAUGGAGAAUCCAGGAGAUGCACAAACAGUAUGGGCCAAUUAUUCGAAUAAAUCCAGACGAGCUGCACAUCGAUGAUCCGGAUUACUAUGAUGAGAUCUAUGGAUCCACCACAAAGAAGCGAGACAAGUAUGGUCCUUGGGUAGCUUUGGCUGGCACUCCUGGUGCCAGCUUUUCAACUGUUGGACAUGAUCAUCAUAAACUGCGACGAGGCGCUCUGAAUCCAUUUUUUUCUACGAAAGCGGUUGCAGAGCUAGAACCUGUGGUGAAAGCCAAGGUAGAGAUCUUGGCCAGUCGAUUUGAGCAGGCCCAGCAGACAGGAGAAGUCAUCAAAGUGGAUGCAGCAUUCAUGGCUUUGACUAUGGAUGUCAUAUGUCAAUAUGCGUUUGCAAACGAUGAUAACAUGUUGUCGAAAGACGACUUCAAUCUAGCGUGGAAGGAGAUGAUCAUCGGUGCUUUUGAAGGAGGAGCCCUGUUAAGACAAUUCCCUGGGAUGAUAGCGAUGAUGAAUGCGGUUCCAGAUAGCCUGAUGGGUAUCAUGAUGCCAAGUAUGAGCUUGAUGCUGGAUUGGAAAGCAGGUGUGCGAAGAAGAGUGACGCCAAUAUUGAAUCGAACAGAGAGUAUUUCCGAUAUUGAGAAUGCUUCUCAUAGAACCAUCUUCCACGAGCUACGCGAUAGUGGCCUACCGCCGGAAGAGAAGACUAUGGCUAGACUAUGUGACGAAGGACAAAUACUCACUGGGGCUGGGAGCGAAACCACUGCAAAAGCGUUAACGACAGCUACUUUCUAUCUUUUGGAACACAAGCAAUCGUUGGAGAAACUGAAGCACGAACUUAAAGAUGUAGCUCCAGAUGCUGACACGUCUGCGAAAUUAUCACAGCUUCCUUACUUGUCAGCUAUGAUUGCCGAAGCACUUAGGCUAUCUCAUGGAGUGACUACGAGAUUGCCUCGCAUAGCAACGGAUGAGAUCAUGAGAUACAAAGAUUGGGAGAUUCCAUUUGGGACGCCAGUCAGCUCAACAGCAUAUUUCAUUCUCAUGAAUUCUAAGAUCUUUCCAAACCCAAAAGACUUCAAACCUGAGAGAUGGAUUGAUGCUACUGGAAGGUUUGACUACGCACUCGAGAAGAAAUAUCUUGUCAACUUUGGACGGGGCAGCAGGCAGUGUUUGGGCAUGAACUUGGCGUACGCGGAGAUGUACCUCACUUUAGCAACCCUGGUACGGCGGUUUGAUAUGGAGCUAUUUGAGACUGCCGUAGAGGACGUGACAAUGGUCCAUGACUUCUUCGUUGCUGUUCCAAAGCUAGACUCGAAGGGUGUUAGAAUCAAGGUAACAAAAGCUUCGUAACAGACAUUUAAAGAUAAUAGCAAAUAUCAUCUGGACUAAUACAGCUUUUCU
Molecule: messenger RNA, 1694 nt
Organism: Mollisia scopiformis
Lineage: Eukaryota; Fungi; Ascomycota; Leotiomycetes; Helotiales; Mollisiaceae
Product: cytochrome P450
Exons: 5
Coding region: 117-1643 (508 amino acids)
Molecular function (GO): oxidoreductase activity, acting on paired donors, with incorporation or reduction of molecular oxygen; monooxygenase activity; iron ion binding
Source: RefSeq, a predicted model, not a curated record